GUUGGCAUCUCCCUGCACAUACCACCCCUUGACUACAAGUCUUUCUCUCUAGACUCUCUUCAAACUUAUCUGACUGACCAUCUUUGUCCUUUCAGCUUUUCCUCUUUGCUUCCUUACUUUUAACACCUUAGAUCAGAAAUCUUAUUUUUCCUACUUUUUGCAUUCAUUCCUUCCUGCAAUCACUCAGUAUACAGUGUUCCUUCUUUUCCUUUGCAAACAGCCUCAGUACCCUAGCUCAAAAAAUGGCAUCCAGUUCAAUGUCCUCAAAAAGCUCCGACUCUUGGAGUGCCAAGGAUAACAAGGCCUUCGAGAGGGCUCUGGCUGUGUACGAUAAGGACACCCCAGACCGUUGGUACAAUGUUGCAAAAGCCGUUGGUGGGAAAACUGAGGAAGAGGUGAAAAGACGCUAUCAAGAACUUGUGGAGGAUGUCCAGCGUAUUGAGUCUGGCGGAGUGCCCUUCCCAAAGUACAAGACAACUGGCCAGGGAAACAUGCCCGACGAGGACAAGAGGAUGAAAAACCCGAGGCCUUACUGAAGUACAAUCGCCGUUGCAGCAACAAGUUCUGCUAAUAUCCAACUUUGUUUCUUGGAGUAGUAACAGUACAAGUUCUAGUAUAAGAAUCACAAAUGGUCAGUGGUUCAGUCUUCAAAUGAAUUCAUGUCCCUUUAGUUAAUUCCCUAUCGUCUAUUUUAUUACCAUUCCACCAUGAAAGCAAUGUAUCAACGCAAUGAAAUAAGUAUGAUCAGCAGUAUGCACGUGUUUUAAUAGCAA
Molecule: messenger RNA, 773 nt
Organism: Carya illinoinensis
Lineage: Eukaryota; Viridiplantae; Streptophyta; Magnoliopsida; Fagales; Juglandaceae
Product: protein RADIALIS-like 1
Exons: 2
Coding region: 243-536 (97 amino acids)
Molecular function (GO): DNA-binding transcription factor activity
Source: RefSeq, a predicted model, not a curated record